This is a messenger RNA of Besnoitia besnoiti, 5820 nucleotides long. RefSeq lists its product as uncharacterized. Lineage: Eukaryota; Apicomplexa; Conoidasida; Eucoccidiorida; Sarcocystidae. The transcript has 2 exons. Gene Ontology annotation, molecular function: protein binding. The record is from RefSeq and is a predicted model, not a curated record. Bases 1 to 5820 code for a protein of 1939 amino acids.
AUGAGUCCUCCUUUUGCGGUGGAUGAUCGCGGGCGGGGCGCUUCUCGGAACUCGGGGCCGACUUCGUCUCUCGCGGGAUUCGCUCCGCCGAGUUUUUCUGCCUCGUCGUCGGCGUCCUAUCCGUCCUCCUCUGGUUCCUCUCUCGGCUCGUCAAUGUCUUCAAAUCCCCACUGUCCCCUUCCGGCGCCGUCGGUGCUCUUUGGACGCCACAGUCGGUUCAGCUCGGCGCUUCGGUUCGACCGAAGCAGCCUGAACGGGGCGGCAGGUUUGGCGGGCGGAGACGGCGGCCGAAGUCGCGUGGCGCCGGGAGUGUCGCCGACGCAGCAACAUGCUUGCAUGUACGUGAGUCUACAGCGCAAGGGCCUGAGAGACUCCGACAUUCGGGACUUUGUACAGUGGCUGUCCGCGUCUUUACAACAGCAAUUACGACAGCUGUCUGUUGGGCGCGGCGAGCCGCUUCUGCCAGGCGGCGCGGGAGGAGCAGCUCCAGGUGUCUCGGCGUCGGCCCCUGCGGUCUCCGGCGGCGCCGUGCCUGGGGCGGGGGGCCUCUCCAAGGGAGAUCGGGGCGCAGGGGACACUGAGGGAAAUGAUAAGGGCGGCGAGGGAGCAGCCGCCGCUGGGGUUGCGUCCGAGCCGGUAUCGCCCUUCCUCUUUACUUGUUGUUUAGAUGUCUCUGAGAACUUCAUCACUGCUGACGGCUUGUCGCAUCUUCUCGGCUUCUUCCAAGCCCAUCCCUCUUCAUUUCGUCUCACCAAAUUAAAGCUGUACAAGAACCGCCUCGGUGAUGCAGGUGCUCGCGUCCUCGCUGCCUACAUUCAGUCUUCGCCGCUUCUUUCGUCUGCCUCGCAGUCCACUGCGUCUGGGCCUUCUACAUCGUCUUCUUCUCUUCGCGCGACUCGGAGCGUCGGCAUUGCCACCGCCUCUCGGCAGGGCAAGCUAGGGGCAGGGGGCGGGGCGCCGUCUGCGCCGCUCCUCCCGCCACCAGCUCUGGAAGAACUGCACUUGUCUCACUGCGAUAUAACGGCGAAAGGGUGUCUCUGUCUCCUGGACGCGGUCGCCGCGGUGGCGGACGACAAGGGCCGGUACCUCUACCCGCGAUACGACGCCAUGCGUCGCUCGCUCGUCCCGCUGUGGCUCCGUCUCGAGUAUAAUCACAUCCAAGACCCGCUGAGUCUGCUCAAACAGUGGACGGCAAACCUGAAGGACAAGCGCCCUGCGCCCGCUGGGUCCGGCGCGCCGGCGACCGCGUGUGGGGGGAUCUUCCUCUCGUUUGCGUGCUUCGCCGAGAAACUGCCCUUGUCUUCUGGCGGCGGGAGGUCAGGCGCGGCCGCAGGGGUGGCCUCGGGAAGCGGAGAUGGCUCAGGCGCCUACUUCCACUGCACACCGGCGCGCUGUUGCCGCGCGACGGCUACCUUCGCGCCCAUCUUCCACGUGUACAUGAUCACGCAUCAGAGCAAUGGGUCGGCGCCAAGCUCGAACCCUGCGGCUGGCGCAGCUGCCUCUGCGCUCGCGUCGGGAGGGAACGGCGUCGCGGAGGGCUCCGCGGCGGCGGGAGGGAAACAGGCAGGAGGCGGGGGCGGCGGCCCAGCUGCUGCGCUUCCGGCUCUCAUCGGCGCGCACCCGAGUGCGGCUCAUCUCCCGCCGCGGGCGACUGCUGGGGACGCCCACGGCUUACAACAAGGAAGGAGACGCUCGCUCGGCGGAGGUCAAGGUGCCGCGCCGCCUUCCGCGGCGAGCACGGCUCCCCAGGGGGGGGGCUCUAGCGGCGGCGGCGCCACUGGGUCAUCGCAGCAGACGAGUCGCCGAGGGAGCAGCGGAGGGAAAAAGCAGAGCCAGGUGCAGCAGCGCGGCAGGGCGCGGAGUAGCAGCGGAGGAAAGGACGCACGGGCGGGUGUGCCGGGCGCUCCAGGUUCUUCAAAGCUGCACGCAUGCAGAGACAGCAGCGGCGAAGGAAGGAAGGGGUCGGCCGCGGCUGCGUGGGACGGGGGGCGUGGCGAAGGCGAGGAAGACACAGACAGAGAAAGAGAGGCCAAGGGGGGACAAGGUCCGGGCUCGUGCCACGCGCCCUCUACGGGCGGGGCGAAGCGAGCGGAUGCAGAAGCCGAGGAACGGCGAGACAGUGCAAGGGCAGCGGCGCGUCGCGACCGGCGGGACGUGUCGCGCUCGUCCUCCCAGAAGGGGGGCGACCCGAAUGGGGAGAGGCUAGCUUCUCAGAGGGCGUUUCUCGAGAAAGAGAAGGCGCGCGGAUCUGGAGGAGGCAGAGAGGCUUCCCCGCUUGGUCUUGGAGUGGAAAUUGACAAGGCGGAAGUCGGGCGCUGCCUGCCUCUGUACAUAUUUUUGGAUGCGUCUGCAGUGCUGCAGAUGGCUGAGCUGAAGGACAGUGGGGCUGGCUCGUGUCGCUCUUCGUCUCUCUUUUUAUCAUUUCCGUCUCUGAAGACGCUCUGCAAAGAAAACCUCAUCGUUCACCGGGGACGCAACACUGUGUCUGCCACCUCGGGCGGCGGCUACGGCCCGACUUCGGGCGCGGGAGGCGCGUUCCCGGAUUCCCCAGAGAGUGAUUUGACGCUCUUGCUUGUCGUGGACGCUGUGCAGCAGGAGCUGCUGGGGAUGUCACGAGGCAGUUUCCUCGAUUCCUCCGAAAGUUCGUCGCUGGGAGGCGCUUCGGGCGGUGGACGGCAGGGAAUCGACGCGCUCGAGCAGCUUCACAGCCUCGCUACAGAUUUUUGUCUGGUGGAGUACGUGGGGUGUGUGCAGCGACCCCAGCCGACGCCUCCCGCAGCGGCGUGGGCGCGCCUCGACGAACUGAGUCGACAGGGCAGCGGGGGAGCCCGCAGAGGAGGGGGAGACGAAGGUCAGGGAGACGUGGCGGGAAGACCAGGCGCGGACCUCGAUGGACAGAGAAGAGGCAGACAAAGCGGCCGGCGUGGGGGGAGAGAAGCGUCUGAGCGGAGUGAGGACGGCAGAGACAGAAGCGCAAACGUGAGCUUCCUCCUGGAGGAGGAUGACCGGGAAGAAGGGAACGAUUUUGCGUGCCUCACUCCCAACGAAGUCAUGGCGGGACAACGCGACGCAAAGCUCUCCGUCCACACCCUGAAGACGAUCGACUACGCUCUUCUCUGGAAAGCGCAUCUCGAAGAAGUGUGUCUUCACGUGGAUCCUGAGCGCGAUACCUCGGACCUCAUGUUCUUCGUCACCGCGAAUCCGUCUGUCGAUGCUUAUAUUCGCCAGGUGGCGCCACGUGGCCGUGCAAAGGACGCAGGAAGAGGAGGGAUGCCCUCUCUUGACAAAGCAGAAGGGGGCGCCUCGCAUGUUUUCUUGCCUUGUAUCCUUCUGCAAGAUUUCAGUCUCGCGGUUGAGAGCCACAUCGAGUCGCGAGACUUUGCAGUGAGGAGACCGCCAACGGGUCUGAACGAAGACGGCAGUGCGUGGCGUCCGCCGCCUCUGACUGCCGCCGAUUUCCGACUCGCCGGAAUGUCCAGCCUUCGGAAGGAAACAGAGAGCCGACGACUCGACUACCUCCCUCCGCGCGGGGCGAGUCGUCCGGCGCCUUUCGGGGACCGGGGGAGCGACGGACUCCCAGCGUCCUUCUUGGGCUCGCAGCGCGCUGCGGGCGGCGGGCCGCUCAACGAGUGCGAAGUCGGCUGCGAACGGUCGCCCUGUGUUGGCUUUCCCCCGCUUUCGGAUCGAACUAGGGAGAGAAGACACAGCAACGUGGACCCGGGGGGAGAGGAAGGCAUGCGGGACGGGGGGUCUGUGCGGCGAGGCGCGUCAGGAGGCGAGGCGAGGCGUCAGGCGGGCGUGUCCUCGCCGAGACUGGGCGGCGGCUUCAUGUCGCUGGACGAGAGCGGUGGCCUCUCGCGCCACGGGCGGGGCGGAGAGGAUGACGCGUACCCGACGUUCCUUCCGCCCCUCAUUGGAACGGGCUUCACCAAUGAAGCCUUCCUGCGGGACAGCAGUGGCAGCGGAGAGCGGCUGCUGGCAGACACCGUCUUUGGAACGUCCCUCUCGGCGCCGCACGCGUCCGCGAGCGCGGCGAAUCGAACGUGUGGCGGCCCUAUGGGUGGAGGGCGGGGAAGCUCCGGCUCGCUGUCCAGCCCUCCGCCAGCUCUUGCGGCGCUUCUCAACUCGGGCCGACGCAGUACGGCAGGCGGCGUUCUCCUCGGCGAGUCGGGCGCCGCGCCCGACGCCGAGGGGGGCCCCUUUGCUGGAUCUCGACACGGCCUCUGCAACAAAGUCAUGACUGUGGCGGAGCUGGAGGAAAUGCAGCUCAAGAUGCGGCGCCAGCAGGCAGAGGCUGAGGCCGCCGCGAGCUUGGACCGCUUUGUGGGAGGGCCCGGCGCGCGAGGAGCUCUCGGCCGCGGCGUCGAAGAAGACAACAGCCGCAGCGCCGCGGGAGGGUCAGAAGGCACCCAGAAGUCGCCUUUCUUGCUGGCCUCUGGGGGCGCGGGAGGGCACGCCUCCACGCCGCCGGAUGAGAACGCGAGCGGACUUUUCGGAGUUGUGCCUCAGAACUUGGGACACGGCAGGACGGAGGCGACCGGGGGGCGAGGAGGCAACGGCUCUUUCGACGCGGGCGAUUCAGCGGGGUCUCUUGCUGCGAUGCUCCCGCUGCUCCACCGAACUGGAAGGGGCGGCGCAAUGGACAGAGGCCUCGGCGAAGAGAGCAGCGCAGGCGCUGAGGAAGAAUUCCUACUGAGACAGUGCGGCAGCGGCGGCAGUCGAGAGGAACUCCUCCAGCCACACGGAAGACACGCGAACACGCGCAUGUCGGGCGCGGGCCUGACCGAAGUGGAGAUCAAGUGCGAACUGAUUGACGCCAUUGCGAUUGUACAGGAGCUGUCGAGCCGCGUGCGUCUCCUCUGUGAAAACAGCGGGGGCCACGGCGGGGGGUCGCACGGAAGUGGCGCAGGGGGCGGCGCGGGAGAUGCGCUUAUGAAAGAAGACCUCCUCCGCCGAGCGCAGGACUGCGUGACGCGUUGGCGUCAGCUGUUGCUUGUUGCAAACAAGAGACAGCAGCUACAGGAACAAGCAGAGCAACAGCAUAUGCUCCCUGUGGGCAGGGGAGCCGACCAGCUAUCGCUGGCCCCCGAUUGGCAGCUGGCUGCGUCCUCCGGGGCGCCCGCGCACGGAGGCUUGGGUGGCGGGAUGGGUCCAGGACCCGCAUCGGGGCGAGGGGACAGGUCUGCGUCUGAGGGCACUCAGCAAGGUCUUCCCUCAGAGGCAGGCGCAGGGGGGGGCGGCCCAGCGGUUGUUCUGCCCCCGCUGCAAAUGCAGCAGCAGCCCCAUCCGCAGCACCGCGGAGCGCCACCCUCUCUGCCGCCUUCGCGGUGCUGGGUUUCCACAGGCAAUACAGAUGUCGCAGGCCAUCACGCUUCGCCGUCUCUGCACCACCCGUGGCGGGGGCAACCCGACCUCGCCGGUCCGCCUUCUCUGUUCAGUCAGCAGUCGCAUCCGUGGGGAAGCGGCGGCGAAGCGAGCAACGUACGCGGAACUGGAGGAGGAGGGCGCGGGCCCAAUGGGGCAGCCCAGGGAGAAGAUCCUCGAAUGAUGGGUCUCCAUCCUUCUCUUCAGCCGUGGCGUCCCGGCGGAGACAGAGGCUGUGGAUCAGAGCGCUCAGGGACCGAAGAUGACGGCGCACUUCAGCAGGGCGGGCCGCAUCCCUCGGCUUUGCCGCGUUCUCUUCUCCCCCUCCAGCGGCCGGGGCCCGGUAUGCAAGGCGGUAUCCCCCCUGGAGUGGCUGGCGCGGGGCCGGGGGGCAGCGGCCCCGCAGGGGGCUGCCCGCCAGGCCCGGGGGGCGCCGGCGGUCCGAGGGGACUAUAA